CGUCCCUCAAGAACUGUCAACAUCCCGUUCUUUUGUGUGAUCGUGCCGUUUAGUACGUGUGAAUAGUGCAUUUUUUCACGUGAUCUAUUGAUAGCUCGGAUAAUUUGAAUCGGCUUCUGGGCUGAGAAAACGCCGGGCCCGUUUGGCCAACCACUAGAAUCAGACUGGGGUAACAGCGAGCAACGUCAAAACCAGGAUAACCAUGUCCAUAAAUUCAGAGACUUGUGAAAAAGCAUAGAUUGUGUUGGAAUGAUUGAGCAGGCAGCUAACUGAAAACAUCUCAGGCACUGGUCGUUUACUAUUCUUGGAUGUUUACUGAAGAAUUUGACUCAGCUGGUGGUGCAUCUAUUAUGCAGUCCCUCCAUGAGGAAGAAAAUGACGCUACUGAUGUACAGUCAUCCAACCACGGGGUCGAGCCAGUUCAACGGAUUGAAAGACGCAUGAAAUCACCUGCUCCUCUAACACGUUUUCGUGGGCACUUUAUUUUGGAUAAAACUCGUGAAAAUGACGAGGGUAGCUACGAGGAGAGCAUCCUUGAGGCUUCAAUUAAAUGUUCCGAAGGAGAUGGUCACACGAACUUCAGGAGGAAUGGGACAGACAAGCAACAGUCACGUUAUAGAAUUCGUUUGGAAUAUCAAUUCGAUCCGCAGCAUGAUAACUUCACAGAACCUGAAGUUUCUUCAGUAACGUUGAAUUCACCUUCAAGUACAAAGCGUCCGUCAACUGUGCUCCAAGAACUCAAACCGGUGUUGCGAAAUUUGGUCAGCCGGCUAGUCGAAUCACAUCAGAAGUGUUUGCAGCCCUCAUCAGUUUCACAGUUCAAAUCUAGACCAAAACGAAUGAGCAAAAUAUCUCGGUCCAAAAGCCUGGAUAUCGGACGCCAGUUGCGAAGAAGUGCCCAAGCUUUCUCAAACUUAACUGCUUAUCAAAUGCAAGGACUCGAUCGGCCACAUGCUUCUGUCCUAGAUCGGGCCUGCAUGGCAAACGAUAAAUGUUUAAGGCCCGUCACAACAGAUGCCAUUCCAUCGCCUGUUCUUGACGACGCACCCCAUGUGGUUGAGCAACUGAGCCCAGGUUACUUUGAAGUAGCGUCUAUACCAUCUGUGGACCCACUUUUGUACUCUGCUCCGAUCACUUGUCGCACACUGCCUCCUGGACAUAAAACUACUCCCAGUCCAGACUAUUGCCAUGGUGAUAUACCACCGCUAGCCGUACAAAACCAACUUCCCUGGAGCAGAAUAUCUACCUUUGUACCAGAGGCAGCGGGAUCGUUUAGUGAUCGUUCUGAGAGACAACUUAUUUGUGUUCCAGAGUUUACUCAGAAAUGGUCAUCUUGGUGUUUGGGAAAUCGUGCUACUGUUGGAGAAUACAAACUACACGAACUCUGUACUACCGGAAAUCUCGAAUAUUGCCUAGUCCAGAAAUUAGUAUGCUCCCAAAACGAACCGGAUGUUAUUACAAGCCUGAGUGCGACUCCAGUCUCUGUAGCGGAAUCACAACGUAGAAUAUCACCGGGAAAUCUAGGUGUUUCGGUGGUAAAGGGUGUAGCUAAACAAUUUGAAUUCAGGCAUACAGCAGCUCGUGACCUGGUGGUUAACUGUUUCACUCCUAGACCAGUCGCGAUUGCUACGGGUCGCCGAAUACUGCGAAACUAUACACCGCAAAGAUACACUGGAGGGAGACAAAAACUACGUUCAAGAAGUCUAACUAGUGGUCCUCGACGUUUCAGUUGGACCACCAUUUCGACCAACAAUCCACUACGUCGGUGUCAAAGAGCUGAAUCGCAGAGGGUUUCCACAACAGUUGGACUGCCCACCACACAGUGUGUGUUGACUACAUUGAAUACAGUCGUUAUGCACAAACAGGAUGUACGUCAUAUGCAAUCGGCAAGAGCGAAUUUGUGCAUAGCUCCAGCCACGACAGCUAAUAACGGACUUGAUGGAGUGAAGACAGACAUACUUACGAGACCAACUACUCCUAGUAAACGAGCUAUGGUUUUAACGUCAAAAUAUAUGCAGAAUUCAAAAUUACCGCUGAACGCAAUAUCACACCUUUCUAUGUUGCGUGCCGUGUCGUUAGAACGAUCGUCCAUUGAGUUUGUGCAGAACGACUCGUUUCUCACUGACAGUGACACAGAUUCCAACGGAAAUUCAAACUGUUCCCAUGGGAGAUUGAUUAGUAGACGCUGUGAGGGCUGUCUCACCCAAUCAAAUGAGUUGAACACGAGACGAGUCGUCCGUGAUGCUGGUGUCUGGUGCAGGCACCUAGGCAGAAGACGUUCAGUGUGCUACUGCAAUUUUAAUGGAUCCAGAGUAACUGAACUGAACAAUGGAGUACUGAUAAUCGCUCCAACAGGAAGAAAGCGGCGACGUAUCCGUCCGUGCGUCCAUCGCAAUCGAGGCACACGACAGUGUCAGUGGAGGAUGCCGAACACACCAGAUACUGACCAAAAGCUAAUUUAUAUUGAAUUAGGACCUGGGCAAUACACGCUUCAUAAAUGUUCGUGUCCAGUAAAAGAAGCUAACUGGUCCACGCACAGUACGAAUUCGGGGGGUUGUGAAGGGGAGACUAGUAUACCGACGGUUAACAAUUCGGCAGCGACAAAUUCAAUUACAUGCGAUUCGCACAUCGUUUUCGACCACGCGGAUGUUUGUUUGGCAGAAUCUGAGUAUCCGUAUGAAUCAGUCGGAGACAAGUUCCAAGAAACACCUAACGUGAUUACAGUGGAUCUAAGAGCCCUUGGUCAUUGUUUACAACAGAUAAAAUUGAUAAUCAUAGAUAUACCUACAGGACAUUAUUCAAUACAAUGUUGGAGAUGCAAGGGACGUGGCUUAUUACGGCAGAAAACAAACUUUUCUUCCUCUCUGCAAACUGACAGACUGAAAAUCAAAAAGAAAUCGUUCACUUCUGAGAAAGGCCACAUGACAAGUGCAAAAGCCUGUGGAAUACGGAAAAGAAAAACUGACCAUACAAUCAAGGAAUCAGAUGGUUUUAGGGAAGAAACUCAUUCGCCGGAACUUAACGAAAUGAGCUUUCGGUGGGACAAUGUGAAUGGCUUCCGUUCAUCAGUUCCUUCUAGUAAGCACGUGCAACGUCAAAAUGCUGGACAAUUCAUCGAUUCAUCAGACUCCACAAGUUCAGUUGAACUUUCGAACUAUUUUUGGACGCACGGCUCAGGGCCACAGGGUGUUCAGCCAUCUAUCUAUACAACGGAAGCUUUCCAGUAUCUUUACGGAUUUACACAGCAGCUCAUCUUUCUUAUACCUGAUGAGGAAGUUUGCGAAGUGCUCUGUGCCAGCAUUUUAUUCAACUAUGAACAUAUCCACGGAAAUCACUAUGCUGUCAGCAAUCGUAUUUCUUAUAGGCCUGAAGUACUGUCAAUGCCAGUAGAAGUUUGGUGUAGUUUUUUACUUUCUGAUCGACCUCUAACAGAUGAAAUACAGCAAGAAAGCCAUUUGGUCACUCUCUGUGGGGAAGAACCUUAUAAAUAUUCAACUUACUUGCAUACUAGACAGCCCGUUCGACAACAGUUGGCUCAAACCAGUCACCCGGAUUUGUUCGGUUGGGUCUUCAGCUUCCCAGACAUACCCCCACGGUCGUUUAGCAAUGAAGACACAAUGUACACUAAAGAGGAUAAAGUCAAACAGGUUUAUUCAUUUGCUUGUUUAUUAGCUUCAGAAACACUACUUCUGUCGUGCUCAAGUCAGAAGACUGAGGGUAUUCACCGGCUCACCAUAUCAUCGUCCAAAACAAAGGAAUCGGAAGGCUUCGAAAGACAGGAGGUGGGGACGAGUACUAGACCAACGACACCAAGUUCUGAAACUGAGGUUUCCUCACCCACAAGUGUCAGUUCCAUGGGACAAUGGGACUUUUCGCCACCCCGUGUUAGCGGGGCAAAACAGCGUUGUGCUUCCUCCGAAUCGCUCAGCAAGUCCCACUCUAUCACUGUGAUUGAACCAACGAUGUCUAGCGACCAGAGUGCAGACUGCAGUUCCGACAACUUCGCACACUCACCAAAACUAUCUGUCUCAAAUCGCUGGUCCAUUGUGAAUAGUUCUGGCAUGCUGAGUGAAUCCGAACAAGCGGAUCCGGAUGAUGAAAGUGAAGAAUCCCAGAUUAUUUCAAACCAGAUUCCGGAUCAUGGAACAGUGGGUGCGAGUUUUUCGAUAUCGGACCCUGAGUGUCGAGUUUGCGACGCUAGUGAGGUUGAAAAGUUAACGUCAAAAAGCCAUGAUAACUCCCAACAGGAACCACUAGAAUCUUCAGAAUGUGAAGUUCUGGUCUGCUUUGGUUCGGAAUCUGAUUCGCCUGUCUGCCUUCCCACAAGACCACAACCUCGAUUACGUAAGACCUGUAUUAGCCCUUUCUUGUUUGAAGAGGAUGCAAAACCUAGGGGAGGUGGUACCAAAAAACAUGAGGAUGUGAGAACUCGCCUUCAAAGGAAGGGUAGAGAAAGACAGCAUUGGACGGGCAGGUUGACGCAAAAGCACAGUCCAAUCAAAGACUUGCCAUUCUCACGUGUAGAAGCUUGGCCCAUAACUAUGCUUUCGCCCACAAGCCCCACCAGUCAUGUGGUUGAAUGCAGCCACUACCAAGAGCUUGGAGUCAAUAAUUCAAAUAGUAUUAAUCUCGAAGGGAAAAAAUCUGUCUUUGAGGGUGACAGUGAGAAUUCGCCUCACUUUCCUAGUGGAUCUGACCAGUUGCUAAAUGAAUCAAGAAGACUGAAAGGGGAGAAGUGGUGGAUAACAGAAAACGGUGGUUGUGAUAGAGCGCGACGCAAUCGUUAUCGAACACGCAGCAUCGUGUCUGCUCAAUUUUGUCACACUCUGACAGGACCAAAAUGCACAGAAUCAAGUAAACUUGGAGGUUACACAACAAACCAGGUUGACUUGGGAGAUCAACGUAUUGAUCAAAGUCUGACGACACCAACCAGCCAGAAGAGAGCUGAGUCUGCUCCGGAUAAGCUGCGAUCUGUCAACAAAACAGAGCACGCAACGAAUAUUGAUUUUAAAAUGUGUAGUCCUCCGGCAAAGAGCGGUGAUAAUGUUGAUGGGAUAAAUGAUACAACAGGGGACGUGGAGGUCACCACCUGUAAUCUUGAGCCUGAAUCAGACACUGAUUAUAUUUCCUUGACGGGUUCAAAUGUGGGUGACGUCGAACAAUCCAGUGUCUCUGUGUUCCUCUCGUGUGCCUUGUCUGAGGUAGGCCCUGGUGAUACAGAACAGCGAGAAGGCGAGGUUCAAAGUAUUAAACUGUCAUGUUCUUCGGCUCAAGGCUUGCCUACAGUCCCGUCUAAGGAGACCUCUCUCCCACUGCCUGGAGUAGCCGAAAGCUAUGCGAAUUCCUCUGUGGUCGAAAAUGGACUACUCGCAGUGGGGAACAGAAUUAUGUGUUCAGAUUACGACUACCUGUACAUACGCUGGCCUCCUGCAAAGUUGUGUACAACAUCUGUGAUUGAUUCGGUAAGCUGGAACACUCCUGUUGCGGAUAGGCAUCUCAGCUUUGUCAUAGAAUCAGUCGUCACGCUGCACCAGACCCAUACACAGGCCGUUGGCUAUUCGUCUUCAGCCGUGCGGUCCUUACUGUGGAUCGCACCGAUCCAUACUGUUUGGUUGAAUCUGUUGAACUGCCCAGGGACGUUUUACUACCUUGCUGAAACGGACUUUGUACCAUGUUCCCUCUCACACCUAUCAGUUAUUUCACUUAGCGAACUGAUGAAUACUCGCGUCUGUUCUCCAACUGGUCCUUCUACUAUCCCCGUAGUGGAAGGGUUCUCAUCUAAUCUAGUCAAAACACAUCCACAACAGCGAAUGCCAAUGUGUAUGAUCAGCAGUUGGGCGUCUUUUCUGUCAACAGACACCAUUGCGGAAACCAGCUGGACAAGACGAAAUAGCAUUUAUUCUAGUACAAUAUUAAAAUACCGUCAGAGUUCAGAUAUCCUUCAUAUGCCUUCCAUUUCCAAUCAAAUCUCUUCUACAAGACUUGGAAACAAUUCAUGGUGCAUGAAGAAGGAUCAAUUGCAGUCCAAACCACGUGAAAUCGCUGUGUCGAACGGGAAAAUUACGGUUCGCGAAAGGCGAGUAGAAGGCGGUUUUUCCAAAUUUGGCUUCAAUUAUCGACCACUACUGUCAUCCAAGAAAGCAAAAAUGAAGCGACGCGUAGUCAGGAGGGAAAGACAACUCCAGGUCACUUGCAGAAAUAGAACUUUGCACCCUUAUGCUGAACCGACGCGCGUUUCAGCUCCCUCAUUUAAGUCACAAAGCACAAGUCAGUAUCACUGCAAACAUCAUGCGAGCAAGAAAAUUUGCAACAGGGACGGAGGCAGAGAAGUAAGUAUCGUUGCUAAACAGUGUUAACCAAAUCCCAUCGGAUCGGACGAAUUUUUCAACGAAAUCGACAGAGUUUACGGUCAACCGAAACGGAAGACUAGCGAAUAAAACCUUCUAGCUUAGAAUUAGGUGUGCCGGAUUCGAAAUAACACACUUCGUCUCAACGUUCAAGAUUCUAGCGGAAAUAAACAACACCCAUGCGGCCUUUCACUCUGGAGCUCUCACGGAUCAUCUCCAUAUGAAUCCAGACCACUUGAGAAGAUGAUGGUUUCUCUGGUCUCCACCAUUUCAGACUUCUAGAUUUUGAUUUUUUGCGCGCAACCCAGGCUGAUGAGACACGCACCAAGUGAAUUUAUUGAUCUUAUCAAUUUGUGAUUUUGACGUAUAUUAUUUUCUAUGCCACGGAUGCCUCUAUCCAAAAUUUACCAGCAUUUGUUUUUUUUUAACUCGAG
Molecule: messenger RNA, 6781 nt
Organism: Opisthorchis viverrini
Lineage: Eukaryota; Metazoa; Platyhelminthes; Trematoda; Opisthorchiida; Opisthorchiidae
Exons: 4
Coding region: 309-6356 (2015 amino acids)
Source: RefSeq, a predicted model, not a curated record